AUGGACACUGCGACGCCCAACAUCACCCACGUUGAAUCACCCGGCCGCUGGGCUGCUUCAGGAUACCUCAGAGACAUUGCGCUCACGCCCAAGUCCUUGGCAACAUCUACCGUGGUUGUGGCUCUCAUCGCGGGCUGGGUUGCCUUAUGUGCCUUCUUCCGCUUCAGACGCAUCACCAACCUUCGCAGCCAAAUGGGCUUCACCGAUCGUCGGUCCCUGGCGCGCAUGACCAAUAACCAGGCCCACCUCAUCCUCAAGAACAUUAUAGAUUUAGAGUUCCCCAAGCUGUACAUCCUGUCUCUCCAGUUCGCCAUCUUCAAGACCUAUGGCUUCGAGUCCCUGUCAAAGCUCAUCAUCGCGACCAAGAACUUGGCCAAUCCCGCCAACGCCAAGAAGAGAUAUGAGGAUACCACUAUUCUCUUUGGAGAAUUCUCCCUGAAUCCUCCCACCUCAGACCGCGCCCUCAAGGCCAUAUCGCGUAUGAACUACCUCCACAGCCGAUACAUAGCCGCCGGCCAGAUCUCCAACGCAGACCUCCUCUACACCCUGUCCGUCUGCAUCACCGAGCCCAUCCGCUUCAUGCGCCUAUAUGAGUGGAGGGCUCUGACCGACAUGGAGGUCUGCGCAAUCGGCACCCACUGGAAGUCCAUUGGCGAUGCCAUGGACAUACAGUACAAGGGCUUCCUCAGCCAGGAGUCGUGGGCCGACGGUAUCGAGUUCGUUGACGACAUCGCUGCCUGGGCCGCCCGAUACGAGGUUGACGCCAUGAAACCCUCCAGGCUGAACUUCCAGGCCAGUUCCCAGUUGGUUGAAAUGAUGCUCUUCCACGUUCCGAAUUUUGCCAAGCCGUUUGCUCAGGAGGUGCUCUACGUUCUCAUGGGAGACCGCAUUCGCGCCGCUUUCUGCUUCCCCGAGCCCGGCAUCGUCGCAGCCCUCGUCGCAUACGCAGCCCUCGUCACCCGUCGCUUCGUCAUCCGCCAUCUCAUGCUCCCACGCCUUACCCCCGUCGUCUACUUCUCGAGCCCGGACCCAAAAACGGGUCGCAUCCUGCAUUAUGACUACCUCGUCCACCCGUACUACAACCCCGUCACUUUCUGGAACCGCUGGGGCCCUAUCGGCCUGGUGACCCGGCUCCUAGGAGGGACGGUCCCUGGCCCCGACAAGAUGAUGCCGCAGGGUUUCUUGUUCGAGGACAUUGGCCCCCGGGAGAAAAUGGGCAAGGGCUCUGACGAGAUGGCACAGGGUGUUGAGGUGCUGAAGAGCAGUGGCCGUGAUGCCUGCCCUUUCUUUUGA
Colletotrichum graminicola M1.001 is the source of this 1293-nucleotide messenger RNA. RefSeq lists its product as uncharacterized. Gene Ontology annotation, molecular function: oxidoreductase activity. NCBI's taxonomy places the organism in Eukaryota, Fungi, Ascomycota, Sordariomycetes, Glomerellales, Glomerellaceae. The record is from RefSeq and is a predicted model, not a curated record. The transcript is spliced from 5 exons. The coding region runs from base 1 to 1293 and encodes 430 amino acids.